Baudoinia panamericana UAMH 10762 is the source of this 947-nucleotide messenger RNA. RefSeq lists its product as uncharacterized. The record is from RefSeq and is a predicted model, not a curated record. The coding region runs from base 397 to 876 and encodes 159 amino acids. Lineage: Eukaryota; Fungi; Ascomycota; Dothideomycetes; Mycosphaerellales; Teratosphaeriaceae. The transcript has 2 exons.
CAGACAUUCGAAAUCCGCCCAUUCUUCCUGCACCGCUUACGACGGACCAUGGCGACAGCACCAGGGCAGUAUCUCGACGCCAGCUACAGGGUGUGGUUGGCGACCGGUACGGCGCGUGCUGCUCGCCUCCCUUCACUGCUUCACACCCCACCUCCGAACGCGCGCAAGAGAAUCUAGGAGCUCGCGCUCACCGACCCGAGCGACAUCGACAUCGCCACCGAACGUCGACCUGCCAUCACUCAGACCUGCCGUCGGAUUCGUGUUGAGACUUUGCACCUUUACUUCUAUCUUAAUCGCUUCGCCUUCACAACGACAAGCGCAGGUCGUGACGAUCUCGAGGGAGUCUCAUGCUGGUUGGAACAAAUAUCAUGGCCCAUAGGCGCCGCAUUGCGCAACAUGGUCAUCAAAAUCGGCGUUACUAACGGGACGAUGAUACUCGACCCCCAUACCCAGGUGAAUCCCUGCGCCAGGCUCACCAUGGCCAUUAAUGAUGCGGGCUAUUCGCCAAAAGCUCAAAGUCUCCGUCGAAGCGUUCCCUCAGGAGAGAAUGUUCUCAAGCCGGACGCUAGCUUCGUUGGGCGCCGAUGCUAUAGGUCGUCUUUCCACCUUCACUACAUGAUCUCCAGCGUCAUAAAGUUGUGGACUGCCCUCUUGCCCGGGAAAGGGAGAGUUGCACUCUGCUCAGGAAGCCCAACUCGUUUGCUGGCUGGUGUUCUUCGUCCAAGGGAAGUUUGUCCGAGGAAAGUGGACAGCAGACCAGGAAGGAAUUUGGAGCGAUAUCCAACAGAAAGUGGCCUGGGAUUGGCGCUUCCCUUGCUUGAAGCUCUGGCGAAGGCACGCGGGCUCCGCAUAUCGUUAGAGAGGAAGUUAUUCUAGGCAUUAUGGUUUGCGAUGUGCCAAAGGUACGGAAUGGAGUGCGGAAUCAGGCGGUUGCGUGCAAGUGAUAA